This is a messenger RNA of Neopelma chrysocephalum (saffron-crested tyrant-manakin), 1558 nucleotides long. It is a transcript of the gene PDGFD, whose product is annotated as platelet derived growth factor D. Gene Ontology annotation, molecular function: growth factor activity; platelet-derived growth factor receptor binding. Gene Ontology annotation, biological process: positive regulation of cell population proliferation; positive regulation of ERK1 and ERK2 cascade; positive regulation of cell migration. Gene Ontology annotation, cellular component: membrane. The record is from RefSeq and is a predicted model, not a curated record. The transcript has 8 exons. Bases 335 to 1504 code for a protein of 389 amino acids. Lineage: Eukaryota; Metazoa; Chordata; Aves; Passeriformes; Pipridae.
UGGACCCGGCCCGGCCGUUCCGCACCUCCGCCGAGUUUGGCCAGCCCAGAAGGGCAGCCAAAAAUUCAGCAUGCAGGAAGUUUGGAGGCAGCUCGGAGAGUAGAGCGUCGGCGGCGGCUGCUGCUUCCCGUGCUGUGGGGUUUUGCUUGUUUUGCGGGGAUUGUGCCAUUCCCCCUCCACCCCUCCACCCCGCAUACAACUCCCCCAAACACACAAGGAACCCGCAACAACCAAAAAGUCCGGCAAGAGGGAGAGAACACGAGCGAGGGAAGAACCCUCGGCGGGAGAGCCCGUUUCUUCGCAGAGACACGGUCCCGCUCCCAGCUGGUCCCAAAUGCAACUGCUCAUCCUCCUCCUGCUCUACGCCGUCGUCUGUGCGAACUUUUGCAGCCGUCAGGGCACCACCGCCCCUGCCCAGAGCGGAUCUAUAAAAGCCCUGCGGGCCUCCAACAUCAGGCGAGAUGAGAGCAAUCACCUCACAGACUUGUACCGAAAAGAAGAGACCAUCAGCGUGGCAGGGAAUGGCUGCAUCCACAGUCCUCGCUUCCCCAGCAGCUACCCCAGGAACCUCCUGCUGACGUGGCGGCUCCACUCCCCGGAGAGCACCAGGAUCCAUCUGGCUUUUGAUAAUCAGUUUGGACUGGAGGAACCUGAAAAUGACAUCUGCAGGUAUGACUUUGUGGAAGUAGAAGAUGUAUCGGAGACCAGCACAGUUAUACGAGGACGGUGGUGUGGACACAAGGAAAUACCUCCAAGAAUAACAUCAAGAACAAAUCACAUAAAGAUAACCUUCAAAUCUGAUGAUUAUUUUGUGGCUAAACCUGGAUUCAAGAUAUGUUACUCCCUUGUGUGUAGCUCGAAAGAGACAGAUUUUGCAAACACUCAGGAAAUGGAUGAUUUCCAGCAUGCAGCCUCAGAAACCAACUGGGAGUCAGUCACAAGCUCUGUCUCAGGGGUAUCCUAUCCCUCUCCAUCAGUGACUGAUGCUACGCUCACGGCAGAAGCACUGGAUCAAACCAUUGCUGCAUUUGACACGGUGGAGGAUCUGCUCAAACACUUUAACCCGGACUCCUGGCAAGAAGAUCUUGAGAAUCUGUACACAGACAGUGGCCACCAUUAUCGAGGCAGGAGCUACCACGACAGGAAGUCCAAAGUUGACCUGGACAGGUUGAAUGAUGACGUGAAACGUUACAGCUGCACUCCGAGAAACUACUCUGUCAAUUUAAGGGAGGAACUGAAGCUGACAAAUGUAGUUUUCUUCCCCCGCUGCCUCCUUGUCCAGCGCUGUGGAGGAAACUGUGGCUGUGGGACUCCCAACUGGAAAUCUUGCAUGUGCAUGUCAGGGAAAACAGUGAAAAAAUAUCAUGAGGUGCUGAAAUUCAUCCCUGAGGCUGGGCAUACCAGAAGAAAAGGCAGAAUCAGGAACAACAUGGCCUUAGUUGAUAUACAGCUGGAUCACCAUGAGCGUUGUGAUUGUAUCUGCAGUUCAAGACCACCCCGAUAAAAAAAAAAAGGAGGAAAAAAAAAGAAAGAAAGAGAGGAAGAAAGAAACAACAAA